GAGCACUCGGCCGCAGCCGUCGCCCGCCGCGGAGGGUGCUGCUCCGCGCCGCUGGCCAGGCCGCCCUGUGCCCGGGCCUUUCCGUCCUUGGAGCGGAUUGUUGCCCGCCGGGCGCCCGCCUAGAGCGACAGCACUCGCCAGAGCUGAGGCCGCGGUGGCGGCUGUGCCCAUGCCCGGGUGUCCACACUAAACCACUUUCCCACCAUCACUGCACCUUGCCUGGCCACUGGGACUGCAGGUGGCCACCUAUUCCCAUCUGUGGCUGAGCUGAGGCUACUUCUGUGAGAAGGCCCGACAGAUAGGAUGGGCGAUAUGGCCAACAGUUCCAUCGAAUUCCACCCCAAGCCCCAGCAGCAGCGGGAGGCCCCCCAUGCAGGCGGCUUUGGGUGCACAUUGGCUGAGCUGCGCACCCUCAUGGAGCUCCGAGGGGCUGAGGCACUACAGAAGAUCCAGGAAGCCUACGGGGAUGUCAGUGGGCUUUGCAGGAGGCUGAAGACCUCACCCACAGAGGGACUGGCGGACAGCACCAACGACUUGGAGAAGCGCAGGCAGAUCUAUGGGCAGAACUUUAUCCCUCCCAAGCAGCCCAAGACCUUCUUGCAGCUGGUGUGGGAGGCCCUGCAGGAUGUGACCCUCAUCAUCCUGGAGGUGGCCGCCAUCGUCUCCCUGGGCCUCUCCUUCUAUGCACCUCCUGGAGAGGAGAGUGAAGCCUGCGGGAAUGUAUCAGGUGGGGCAGAAGAUGAGGGGGAGGCUGAGGCUGGCUGGAUCGAAGGGGCCGCCAUCCUGCUGUCUGUCAUCUGUGUGGUGCUUGUCACGGCCUUUAAUGACUGGAGCAAGGAGAAGCAGUUUCGAGGCCUGCAGAGCCGCAUUGAGCAGGAGCAGAAGUUCACAGUCAUCCGGAAUGGGCAGCUCCUCCAGGUCCCUGUGGCUGCACUGGUGGUGGGGGACAUCGCUCAGGUCAAGUAUGGAGACCUGCUGCCUGCCGAUGGCGUGCUCAUCCAGGGAAACGACCUGAAGAUCGAUGAGAGCUCUCUGACAGGCGAGUCGGAUCAUGUGCGCAAGUCAGCUGACAAAGACCCUAUGCUGCUUUCAGGCACUCAUGUCAUGGAAGGUUCUGGAAGAAUGGUGGUAACGGCCGUUGGUGUAAACUCCCAGACAGGCAUUAUCUUUACCUUGCUUGGAGCUGGUGGAGAGGAGGAGGAGAAAAAAGAUAAGAAAGGAAAGCAGCAAGAUGGGGCGAUGGACAGUAGCCAGACCAGAGCUAAAAAGCAGGAUGGGGCAGUUGCCAUGGAAAUGCAGCCCCUGAAGAGCGCAGAGGGUGGGGAGAUGGAGGAGCGAGAGAAGAAGAAAGCCAACGUGCCCAAGAAGGAGAAGUCAGUUCUACAGGGGAAGCUCACGAAACUGGCUGUGCAGAUUGGAAAAGCAGGGCUGGUGAUGUCUGCCAUCACUGUCAUCAUCCUGGUCCUCUACUUUGUGAUUGAGACCUUCGUUGUGGAUGGCCGGGUGUGGCUGGCAGAGUGCACGCCCGUCUAUGUGCAGUACUUCGUGAAGUUCUUCAUCAUCGGUGUCACUGUGUUGGUUGUGGCUGUCCCUGAGGGCCUGCCUCUUGCUGUCACCAUCUCCUUGGCUUACUCUGUCAAGAAAAUGAUGAAGGACAACAACCUGGUACGCCACCUGGAUGCCUGUGAGACCAUGGGCAAUGCCACUGCCAUCUGUUCAGACAAGACGGGCACGCUCACCACCAACCGGAUGACUGUGGUCCAGUCCUACCUAGGAGAUACCCACUACAAAGAGAUUCCAGCCCCCAGUGCCCUGACCCCCAAGAUCCUUGACCUCCUGGUCCAUGCCAUCUCCAUCAACAGUGCCUACACCACCAAAAUACUACCUCCAGAGAAGGAAGGCGCUCUCCCACGCCAAGUGGGCAAUAAGACGGAGUGUGCUCUGCUGGGCUUUGUCCUGGACCUGAAGCGGGACUUCCAGCCUGUGCGGGAGCAGAUUCCAGAAGAUAAGCUUUACAAAGUGUACACCUUCAACUCAGUCCGCAAGUCCAUGAGCACGGUCAUCCGCAUGCCUGACGGCGGCUUCCGCCUCUUCAGCAAGGGGGCCUCGGAAAUCCUGCUCAAAAAGUGCACCAACAUCUUAAACAGCAAUGGUGAACUCCGAAGUUUUCGUCCUCGGGACCGGGAUGACAUGGUGAAGAAGAUCAUUGAGCCAAUGGCUUGCGACGGCCUCCGUACCAUCUGCAUCGCCUACCGAGACUUCUCUGCAGGCCAGGAGCCCGACUGGGACAACGAGAAUGAGGUGGUGGGUGACCUCACCUGCAUAGCUGUCGUGGGCAUUGAGGAUCCCGUUCGGCCUGAGGUCCCUGAAGCUAUCCGCAAAUGCCAGCGUGCAGGCAUCACAGUUCGCAUGGUGACUGGAGACAACAUCAAUACGGCCCGGGCCAUUGCAGCCAAGUGUGGCAUCAUCCAACCAGGAGAGGACUUCCUGUGCUUGGAAGGGAAGGAGUUCAACAGGAGGAUCCGCAACGAGAAAGGCGAGAUAGAACAAGAGCGGCUGGACAAGGUGUGGCCCAAGCUGAGGGUGCUCGCCAGGUCGUCUCCCACCGACAAGCACACUCUAGUCAAAGGGAUCAUCGACAGCACUACUGGUGAGCAGCGGCAGGUGGUGGCAGUGACUGGAGAUGGCACCAACGAUGGGCCAGCCCUCAAGAAGGCAGAUGUGGGCUUUGCCAUGGGAAUUGCAGGAACUGACGUGGCCAAGGAGGCCUCUGACAUCAUCCUGACCGAUGACAACUUCACCAGCAUUGUCAAGGCAGUCAUGUGGGGCCGCAACGUCUAUGACAGCAUCUCCAAGUUUUUGCAGUUCCAGCUGACAGUCAACGUUGUGGCUGUGAUUGUGGCCUUCACAGGCGCCUGCAUCACUCAGGACUCUCCUCUCAAAGCUGUGCAGAUGUUGUGGGUGAACUUGAUCAUGGACACGUUUGCUUCUCUGGCCCUGGCAACGGAGCCUCCCACAGAGUCACUGCUGCUGCGGAAGCCUUAUGGUCGGGACAAGCCCCUCAUCUCUCGCACCAUGAUGAAGAAUAUCCUAGGCCAUGCGGUCUAUCAGCUCACCAUCAUCUUCACCCUGCUCUUCGUUGGGGAGCUCUUCUUUGACAUCGACAGUGGGAGGAAUGCACCUCUGCACUCCCCGCCCUCAGAGCACUACACCAUUAUCUUUAACACCUUCGUCAUGAUGCAGCUCUUCAAUGAGAUCAAUGCCCGCAAGAUCCACGGCGAAAGGAACGUCUUUGAUGGCAUCUUCAGCAACCCCAUCUUCUGCACCAUUGUCCUGGGUACCUUUGGAAUUCAGAUUGUCAUCGUCCAGUUUGGCGGGAAGCCCUUCAGCUGCUCCCCUCUGUCUACAGAGCAGUGGCUCUGGUGCCUGUUUGUUGGUGUUGGGGAGCUGGUCUGGGGACAGGUCAUCGCCACCAUCCCCACCAGCCAGCUCAAGUGCCUGAAGGAAGCUGGACAUGGGCCUGGGAAAGAUGAGAUGACCGAUGAGGAGCUGGCCGAGGGGGAAGAGGAGAUAGACCAUGCUGAGCGGGAACUGCGCAGGGGCCAGAUCCUCUGGUUCCGGGGCCUCAACCGGAUCCAGACGCAGAUGGAGGUAGUGAGUACCUUCAAGAGAAGCGGGUCAUUUCAGGGUGCUGUGCGCCGGCGGUCUUCGGUCCUCAGCCAGCUCCAUGACAUCCGGGUGGUGAAAGCCUUCCGUAGCUCACUCUAUGAAGGCCUGGAGAAACCGGAAUCCAAGAGCUCCAUCCACAACUUCAUGGCAACGCCCGAGUUUCUGAUCAAUGACUACACCCACAACAUCCCGCUCAUCGAUGACACAGAUGUGGACGAGAACGAGGAGCGCCUGCGAGCACCCCCACCCCCGGCCCCCAACCAGAACAACAACGCCAUAGACAGCGGCAUCUACCUGGCCACGCAUGUCACCAAGUCAGCUACCUCUUCAGCAUUCUCUUCCAGGCCCGGGAGCCCGCUCCACAGUGUGGAGACGUCCCUCUAACCAGAACUUCUCUCAGCACAUGCACACUUGGACUCACAUGCAGUCACACGCACUCACGCACACACACGGGGGGCGGGGGGAGCCCACACACCUGCCAAAGAGGGAAACGACUAAGGUGGCUGAAGAAUAUUCUUGUAAGAAGCCAAAUCCAUCCAGUAAGGUGCAGUCCAUCAGGCCUUCCAUCUGGGACAGAGGAAGAGGAGGAGGAGGGAGUAGAUGGGCAAGUGGAGGAGGAGGGGGGAGGUUCUUCACCCAGAUGGGAAGAAGGAGAAAGGAGAGAGCAAGAACAGGUGUGCUCCCCAGUUUUUUUCUACCAACCCUUUUUUAAAGAACACUACAAUUUCACCAUGUGUUCGCCAUUUUGGCUGUGAGGUGGGGGCAGGGGCUGGUUUGGGUUUAUUGGGAGCUUCAUUGCACCCACUAGCAAGCAAUCAGAUCUGCAUACCCGCACCAAAAAAGGCCAGCGUUCUACAGGGUCAGGAAGGGUGCCACUGCCCAGACAGGCCACCGGAGGGAGCCGCCUGCAAGUGUACCUGCAACUGCAAAGCGACUCAUCCUGAGUACACUAGAACCAUCUGCAGUCCCUGUGUGUGCAUGUGCAUACAUAUAUGUGUAUGUGUGUCUAUAUGCAUAUACAUAUAUAUGACAAGAUGCAUAUCUAAAGAAUAAGGAACUAUUGGCAUGAUAUUUCCAUUCCUCUUAUUAGGCGUUUUCCUUUUGAAACUUCAUUACUGAAUGUAGCAAGUUUUUUUUCAGGGAACUAGGCUGCAAGAAUAUGUUCUCAGUUAAUAUCUUUUCUUCCCUAACUCCUGGCCCCUCAGGACCCCACCCCCACCCUACUGCUUCUCCUUCAUAGCCCUGCCAAUUUCCCAAGGAGGAAGUCUGGGGAGGGAUGCUCGAGGCCUGGAGGCCUUACAAUUGGAACAUUUGCACUUUGAGACCCCUGCCUAUAGAGGAGAAAAACCUUUCAAUGGGAUUUUUUAUUUAAAAGGAAAAUACCAAAGUAUUGAUUAGAAUGGCCCCCCUCCAGUAGGUGGAAGGGGAAUUUUUGUUUUGGCUUCCUUUGGUUUUGAUUCCAAUUCCAAAUCCUUCAUUCUGGCUGAUGGUUUUCUUUGUCUAACUCCUACUUCAAGAGCAUGAAGCACUGUGUGUGAGCUAUGGGUUCUACAGCCCCUGACCCAUCUAACCCAAUGGGUGGACCCAGAGUCCUUGGGAGAAGCCCUGGAAGAGCAGAGACUGAUCGCCCCCAAUACAAGACCAGAGUCCAAUAGAAAACAACUGAAGAAGAGGGAUCAUCAAAACCUAAGAAGCUGGGCUGGAGGUAUGGCUCAGUGGCAGAGCGCUGGCCUAGCAUGACAAGACCCAGCACCAAACCAAACAAAAAAACCCAAGAAGCUGACUUGAGGGAAACCAUCCAGACCCCAUCACCCUUGACACCACUGCCUGGGCUCCCACUUUGUGUUUUGGCAAAUGCCAGGAAGCACUCACCGGCCCGCCUCAGUGUCUCAGUGUCUGCUGCAGCACGGGUAGUGUCCCCCUGCCAGAGCACUCUCCCAACCCUGGUCUUCUCAGCCAAAAGAUAAACAUAACCCACAAAGGCAUGGAUUUGUGUCGCUGCCACUUCCGGCAACAUUAGAGAAGCAAAGCCUCUUGGAGCAAUGGCAUUUUGUCAGUGUUGCUGUCAGUCUCAUCAUGCCAGUGAUUCAACUGGGGCCAUAGUGGUUGAACAAGGGGCAGGCAGGGCUCGGAACCAUCCAGGCAGGCAGGGCUGGUCAGCAGGCCAGGAGAGCUGGGCCUGGGGUUCCUGAGAUGGGUUCCCCAAGCGUCUCUCCUGGCAAAUGCAGGCACCCAGCACACCAAGCCUCGUAUUCCUAAAGAGCGAUAACCCAAGAGGAAAAUGCAGGGAAGGCAGGAGUGAGAGGCUCCUGAUGUCUGGGACAGAUGUGCCCCUUUCCCAUGGAAGGCCAACACCCUCCUGUGCCUCCAGGUUCCAAGUGUGGACACCCACAGUGACACCAGUGAAAUGGGCAGCACUUUACCCAUGAGGUUCCUUUACCUUCUGAACUCACGGGUGUCACCCAUCACAGGGAGGUAACUGGGGUCUCACCACAGACCCCACAUAAGCCUACUGCUUAGGGCUCAGCAUCUGGGACACAGGUGGAAGCCAAGGGGUGUACAAUGAGAAUAAAUGGAGCUCCCCAGGGAGCUGGGCCUGUCACACCCCCAUCCUGUACUGGAAGCCCAGUGGUGGCCUUGCCUCACCUCCCCAGCAUCCAUGCAAAUCCAAAAGAAAACAUGCUCUGCCCCAGCAUUCACAUUAAUGCCAUGUCACCCCUGAGCAGGAGUAGUCAAAUCUCGGGCAAAAGAAUUUCAGUUAGAAGAGCAAAUCCCACUUUCCAAUGCCAGCUGCGGAUACCUUAAAGCCAUCCCUUUUUUCUAAAGGGCACAUUGAGAAUGUUACUCAUUUGUAAAUUGUUCCCUGAUGUCCUUGUUCAAACCACCACAACAAAAAAGGGCAACUCAAUUUGUUGAGGGUCUUUGUGUUCUUCAACAAGAAAUAAAAUUUGAAGCGUUUUGGUUGAAGAAGGUCAGCUGUAUACGGCCACACUCAUGGGCUUCUUUUCAUCCUCUGUUGUAGACACAUCGGUAGAGCAAAUGGCCACUAUAUAUUAAAAAGCAAACCCUCACUGCUGCUGUGUAAAGUUGCCUGAUGUAAAUGUUGACUGUGUGGUCCCUCAGUUGCCUUUGCGCUGGGCUGUGGGGUUCGGGAAAGGGGCACUGUGAGCUUGCAUCUUUUGUUCUGAUUCUUGUACAGUCUUCAGGCUGAGGGAAGCCCCUCUUUCUAAAGCAUUAUAUUAUAUGGAAUGGCUUGGUCAACUGUGUUCAGUUAAUAAAUAUGUUUUACAUUUUUAUCUGCCUGUUAUAAAGAUGAACAAAAAUAUCUUAAUGAGGAAGACCACAGAUGCAUAAUAAUUUUAUGUCUGUAGUGGAAUUUUUCCUAAUUUAAAGAAUAGACCAAAAUUUCUGUGUAUAAAAAAAAUGAAAGGCUCCUACAAUCCUG
Molecule: messenger RNA, 7114 nt
Organism: Marmota monax (woodchuck)
Lineage: Eukaryota; Metazoa; Chordata; Mammalia; Rodentia; Sciuridae
Gene: Atp2b3
Product: ATPase plasma membrane Ca2+ transporting 3
Exons: 22
Coding region: 304-4053 (1249 amino acids)
Biological process (GO): calcium ion transmembrane transport; regulation of cytosolic calcium ion concentration
Cellular component (GO): membrane; intracellular membrane-bounded organelle
Molecular function (GO): PDZ domain binding; P-type calcium transporter activity; ATP binding
Source: RefSeq, a predicted model, not a curated record